AUGGGUGAACAAAUGGACUUUAUCUCCGACUUCCUCGCGAAGAACCGAGUGCCCGAAGAGUCUCGCAAAUAUUUUGCGGGAGUCGAAUGGACCAACAAAUAUUUAAACGACCCUGCAUACAAACCGAUUGCCACCUUUUCCCGCGUCCUCAAAGAAUCCGGCGAAGACUUCUUCUUCUCCCGUACCGUCAACAGCCCCUCCACAAUUCCGCACCUGGUCACGUUACAGUUAAAAGUAUGGCCAUCCCCACGCGAGGUGCCUAGGGGACAGUUGAAGGGAAAAGAUACUCAAUCAGCAGUUACAAAAGUACCCGAAAAGCCAGACUGUGUAAUGCUGUUGAGGCUAAGUCGGCCGGGGUUGGAUGGGCAUCCCAAUGUGAUUCACGGCGGGAUGGCCAGUGCCAUUCUUGACGAGAUGAUCGGCCUAUGUCUGAUGCUACACAGUCGCAAUGUCAACGGUCCGCGGGAUUCUCUGUUUACCGCCUAUCUUAAUAUCACCUAUCGUGCGCCGGUACCGACGCCCAGCGACGUUCUGGUCAGGACGUGGUUGAUAGCAAAAGAAGGACGGAAACUGCUGGCCCAUGGCCAGAUAGUUGAUAAAGACGGUUUGGUCAUGACCGAAGCGGAAGGCAUGUGGGUUUUGGCCAAGCGAGAAGAGAAGAUAUAA
Molecule: messenger RNA, 666 nt
Organism: Exophiala dermatitidis NIH/UT8656
Lineage: Eukaryota; Fungi; Ascomycota; Eurotiomycetes; Chaetothyriales; Herpotrichiellaceae
Exons: 1
Coding region: 1-666 (221 amino acids)
Source: RefSeq, a predicted model, not a curated record